This is a messenger RNA of Exaiptasia diaphana, 8807 nucleotides long. RefSeq names its product polycystic kidney disease protein 1-like 2. NCBI's taxonomy places the organism in Eukaryota, Metazoa, Cnidaria, Anthozoa, Actiniaria, Aiptasiidae. Gene Ontology annotation, cellular component: membrane. Bases 117 to 7685 code for a protein of 2522 amino acids. Gene Ontology annotation, molecular function: calcium channel activity; protein binding; calcium ion binding. Gene Ontology annotation, biological process: detection of mechanical stimulus. The transcript has 20 exons. The record is from RefSeq and is a predicted model, not a curated record.
GCUGAAUACCUGGGUUUACUGAUUCGCCACGCGAUAUUUCUCGUAAAUGAUGAUUCCUGGUUAAGAAGGUCUACUAACUCUGCUUGACGCUGCUGUAAAACAUCAAGCAAACCGCUAUGUACUCUAUUGUACUCAUGGUUUACCUUGUCUGCAUUGGUGGUGUAGCAAGUGAAAGAGAUUGUCGCAAGCCACUAGGAAUGAUAAAUGGUGCAAUACGAGACAACCAGAUCAAUGCUGCAUCUGUAUAUAACAAUGACACCUUGUAUGAGCCAUUCUGGGCAAGACUCAAUAACCGUGGAGGGUACAGAGCGGAUCCUAAAGCGAAUCAAGCAUGGAUAAUGGUUCGCUUCAAUAAACAAACUAUAGUUACUGGUAUUGCAACUCAAGGCUAUAACGAUACCGUCAUUAAAGAAUGGGUUGUGAAAUACUAUCUUGGAUACGUCAAUAUUGCGUCUCCUGGAUACUUUUUGGAUCGUAAAGGUGGAAAACACGCAAAGCAAUUCGAUGGAAACACUGACAGCAACACAGUUGUUCGUCACAAUGUACCAAUCCCCGAGACCGUGACAUCUAUCAGCAUCAUGCCAAUCCAGUGGAACACGAACUUUGCGAUACGGUUUGAGCUGUACGGUUGUUUAGCAGAUGGUUACGAGUGUAUCAGUACACCAUGUCAAAACAACGGUACCUGUGUUGAUCUUAUUGCUGGAUAUCGGUGUAACUGUACAGCGGGAUUUACCGGAGUCAACUGUCAAAUCAAUAUCGAUGACUGUGUUGGAGUCACGUGUCAAAAUGGCGGGAACUGUUCAGACCUUAUCGAGGAUUACUCGUGUGACUGCCCUGCUGGGUACAGCGGGCGACAUUGUGAAAUUGAUGUGGACGAUUGCUUAAGCUUACCAUGUCUUCAUGGAGGUACGUGCAGAGACCUCAUUAAUGACUAUAGCUGUACGUGUACCGAAUGGUUUGGCGGGAAAAGCUGUCAGGAAGAGGCCGGAUUCUUUCUUGUCGUUUGGUUACAAAUUCAAACCAAGGUGUUUACGACGGACUAUCUAGAUAAGACAUCUUUACCAUACAAAACUACUGCAGCUCAAGCUCGAAAUGAGAUGACACAAAUGUUGACGUCUGAAGAAGGAUUUUUAUCCACAAAAAUAAGACAAUUCAGUCCUGGUGUCUCUCUCACAGUGGAGGUCCAAAUAAAAUGUCUGAUCAACAGCACGUACCAACUAAUAAAUACAACUAAUGAGAUUAUUCGACACGGGAAAGGAAUAUUCAAGAAUGACUACGUGAUAUUUGAAAAUACAGCAACUACUGGCUGCAAGCCACCAAAUGUUACCCUACCCCUAUCAACAACCAUGGCCACACCCACUGACGUUAGCCGGUAUUUAAACAUCAGUAUUCCAAUGCAUUCUGUUCUAUCAUGCACUACAACGUUUAAUGCGUCAUAUCACGUGACUAUAUACUCUAUAAACAACUCCACUGGUGCAUUUCAGCUGGUGUAUUCCAUAUAUGGCAUACUAUAUAGCAACACGACUUGGGUAAUUCCUGCAAAAGCAUUGCAGUAUGGGAUACAUUACGUCAAAGUGACGUCACAUAUCGCUGGUCACAAAGGUGCUAAUGGUAUCGUCUGGGGAUUGAUUCUCGUUGGAGAGACGAAGCUAAUUUCUAAGAUAACAUCGAGAAAUAUGACCUAUCAAGGUAUAAGGGAAAUCUUCUACUUGAACGGCUCAAAAUGUUAUGAUCCUGACCUCGGACCAGGAAAUUACAAAGACUUAGAGUUUAUUUGGCUAUGUAGAAAAGCUAACGAGAGUUUUAACGGCGAUCCGUUGACUCUGCCAGUAGUUAAUCCAACCGCGUCGCAGAGCAGUGACCAUGGUGGUUGCUAUGGUAACGGAGUAGGGAGACUGGAGCCGAGAAAGGGGCAUCCGUACGUUGUGGGUCUAGAUGUCGAUAACAUGGAAGGGAAUAGACUGUAUGCUAUCGCACUUGUUGUCAAGAAAGGAGAGCGAACUACAUGGGCUACAAAGCAUGUAUUUGUGAAGGAGGAGAUUGAUAUAUCAUUAGUAUGUGUUCAGAAUUGCCGCGCAAGUGUUAUCCCUUCAGAACGGCUGGUUUUAAAGAAACAAUGCGAAGGCCUGCUGUGUGAUGAAAUAACCAACUACAAUUGGACUCUCAAGAUAUUUGACAAACUCUCAACUAAAUGGACCGUCAUCCCCGAUAUGUCAGACUACAUGCUGACGUACAUGAACUCGCCUAACCUCGUGACUAAGGAAAGCACUUUGCCAGGCAACUCGUCAUUCCUUGUCACUUUAACCGCAAAGGCUCCUGGGAAUAUCAUAGACACGACGACUUAUCGAUUUGUCACGAAUGCUCCGCCGAGCGGUGGCCGAUGCGAUGUCAACACGACGGAAGGACUAGCUUGGCUUACGUAUUUUGGCUUUCGUUGCGUUGGCUGGAAAGACCGCAAUUUACCAUUGUCGUACAGAUUUCGAUAUAACACGAGCGAUGGGAUUGAAAUGGUGUUUUUCUCGGGAAGAUAUCGAUUUGCCACAGCGAAACUCCCAGUUGGUGAUGCCAAUGAUGGUUAUAAAUUGAAUAUUAAGAUUGAAAUCACGGAUUCAAUAGGCACUAAAGCACUGGUUUGGAUGAAUGUCAAGGUGCUCGAACCAGAUAUAGAUACUGCACACAUUGAUAAAGCAAUUGGGAGCGAAGGGAAGAUGGAAAAGUACCUCAAAGAUAAUAACAUCGAGCAGGCAGCACAAUACGCUACCUCGGUACUCUCGGUAGUCAAUAAUGCCCAGCCUAAGGACCUGGUACUGAAAAAGAGAAUCGAGAUCAAAGAUUCCAUUGUCAAGUCCUGGUCAUCAAUCGCCGUCAAGAACCUCGAUGAGAUGGGCCAAGUAUCGGCCGUUGUUUCAGCGGCCUCAGAUAAGAAGGACGAGGUAUCCAUGGAUUCGCAGGAGACAUUAGUGAAUGUUUUAGACGACAUGGCGUCUGUACUUGAAGCAGAAGCUGGUAAAAACAAGGACGGCCAAGAGAUAACAAUACAACAUGCUGGUACUGGCUUACUGCAGGGAAUUGGCAACUUGAUGGAGGUGGCAGCGGCUAACGACUAUUCUUGGUCAAGAAGAAGGAAAAGAGACACUGAUGAUAGAUACAAAAACAAGAAAAGCAUAUCGCUGGUGUCAAAGACAGCACAAUUAAUUGAUAAGGUUGCUGACAGCCUGGUUAAAACCAAGGAACUUUACGAAAAGCCAACUUUCUUCAAAACCAAGACCAUGACGAUGGCUUUAGACAGACAGAAACCAGACUUGAUUGGCGACAAAGCUAUCCAAGAUGGCGACACAAAGAUUGUAAUUCCUCCAACAGCAUCUCUGUUAAAAGAAAAUGAAGGUCACAAAGACGACUUUCUGAGUUCGCAGAUGGUUUCAAUGAAGUCAAAUCCAUACACUUGGGACUCUAGUGCCAACUACAUCAAGUCCAAUGUAAUAGACCUCCAGAUUAAAUCAUCUAAAGGCACAAGCCUUGAAAUAAGUAAUCUAUCCAAAGACUUUGAUCUCUUCAUUCCUGUACAAACUCGUACCAAACCAGCUGAUCUGAAAUCGUACUUUGUCAAGCCAAGUAAAAACGGCAGCAUGCAGUACCACGUGAUUAAUAUUCCAGGAAAGGAAUAUUCUGUUUCCAUCCAGCUGCAACCGUUGUCAAGCGUGAACAUUACAAUGUACGUAAGGUAUGGUUCACGCCCAACGACGGAUGAGUACAAUUACACGACCACCGUACCAGACUACACGACUUGUAACUUUACCCUCGCCAAAGGAUACUUUAAUUGCAGUUCGGAUCCAUACGCAGUCACUAUAUCAAGUGCUAUCACAGGUCAUGUAGGAAUUCAUUACAUGGGCGUUGUCUAUCGCAUGAAUAACAUAACCCAGCCACACAACAGAGUCAAGAGAGACUGCAUGUCGACUGGUGGUCGUCAGAARAGGGCUUUGUGUGUCGAAGUAAAAGCUCCACCGCCAACUAAAUCAUCCAAUGACUUAAAGCCCGUGUAUGACCCUGUUAAUGACGUCAAUUAUACUCUAUCUGUAACCAUGGCUACGUGUUUGUAUUGGAAUGUCACCACACAGACAUGGACAUCCAAAGGAUGCAGAGUUGGUUCUAGUUCCAGAGUUGGACUUCUACACUGUUUGUGCAACCAUCUAACGUCGUUUGGUGGCAAUUUCUUCGUGGCGCCGAAUCCAAUCGAUUUUAAUAAAGUAGCGCAGCGCUUUGUAGACUUCGACGCCAAAAACUUCGUGGUUUUCAUUGUCGUAUUUGGGAUAUUUGGUUUGUAUCUUGCAGCUUUGGUCAUUGCGAGACGUGCGGACAGGAAAGAUGAAGUAAAGGCUGUCGAGACACUCCGUGUGUCAUCAAGUGCUGAGCAUCACUAUGAGAUAUCUAUUUAUACUGGUAUGUGGUGGAAUAAUGGUACAACGGCUAACGUAGGGUUAAAAAUAUACGGCCAUGAAGGAGAAAGCGAUGCAAUAUUCCUAAGUGACAGAUACAGUAAGCGGAAACUCUUUGCAAGAGCCAGUGUCAACACCUUCAURGUGUCUUUACCUGAAUACAUAGGUGAAAUCAUAGCGAUUAAGCUAUGGCAUGAUAAUGAAGGUGACAAUCCUUCGUGGUACGUCAAUCAAGUCAUAGUCCAUAAUAUGCAAAAUGAAACGUCAUCGUACGUAAUCUGCAACCGCUGGCUAGCUUUGAACAAAGGCGAUGGAGAAGUCCAAGCGAACUUUGCCGUUUCAACGAAAGAGGAGCUUGGAAGUUUUAGCUACCAGUUUUCUAGUAGAAUUUCCAAGAACCUCGGAGAUGGCCAUCUUUGGCUUUCAGUGGCGACUAGACCUCCGCAUAGUCCUUUUACACGCGUCCAAAGGGUUUCCUGUUGUCUAUCGGUUCUUUAUUGUGCGAUGGUUGCCAGUGCUAUGUUUUAUCAAUUCGGCGCAAAGGCGACAGAAGAGACUUAUAAACUUGGUGCUCUGCGUUUCAGCAUUAGACAACUAAUCAUUGGAUUACAAAGUGCUAUUGUUAUAGUUCCAUUAAAUCUUCUUAUGGUUACGAUAUUUAGAAACACUAAGCCACGUUCAAAACUUCGACCMAAACGUUACACCCCUAAAGAGAAAAACKCUGUUAAACAGCCAGGAUGUYUGCCCUACUGCUUCACGUACGUCGCUUGGUUUUUAUGUGUGUCUUCUGUAGGUGCCGCAGGAACGUUUACAAUAUUGUACAGUCUGUCWUGGGGAGGGGARAUAGCAAACGAAUGGCUUACAUCAGUUCUCAUUGCUUUUGUUCAAGACAUUGGAGUAAUUCAACCYAUCAAAGUUGUUGCCUUAGCWAUUAUGCUGGCACUCAUUAUGACGAAACCUAUAGAAGAAAAGACGCCACAUUCUUUAGAGAAAGCAAACUUAGAUAUCAACCCACAUGYAACUGUUGAACCACCUGAAGGAGAAAGACUCGAAGAAGCUCGUUCCUACAGCAGAAGUUUAAUAGAGACGUUCCGUGCCGUGGGUGAAAUUGUGGCGUAUGUGCUGUUUGUUUUUUGUUUGUUUGUUUUUGUUUAUCAGAAUCGUGGAUACGAUCGUUACCGUCUCACGAGGUCAAUCGAAGAGAUAUUUGUCCCAUCAUUCAACGAGAUUCGUACAAUCAAUGGAUUUUGGAAGUGGGCGAAAGAUGACUUAGUCCCAGGCCUUUACGACACAAACUGGUACUCGGCAGGUGGACCAAAAUUGCCAGAAGGGUACAUAUCAAGUAAAGAGGCGUUCCUGGUUGGUAUGCCAAGGUUAAGGCAGAUACGAUUAAAACCAGUUACUCCUUGUGAAGUUACAAAGGUUUUUGAAUGGAGCAAACUGCGUGUCACCAGUUGUCUAUCGUCCUACGAACCGAAACAUGAGGAAAGAUCAAAGUACAAUCUUCCAGGCUGGAUUCCUGUUAGGAAUGUUACUAUCUAUGGGACUAUAGUAAAUCUACGAAAGGUUUGUCCCAAACCGUGGAGAUAUMARUCAUCAAAAGCUCUCAAAACGUUCUCUGUUCAAGGAGUAGACAUGGAGUAUGAUGGCGGCGGAUAUGUUGCUGACAUUGGYUACAAUUCUUACACCGCACUUAAUGUAAUUGCGAGUUUGGAGUCCAAAAACUGGUUGGAYAGGAAAACAACRAUGUUGGUYGUAGAAUUCACAGUAUUUGAGCCAUCAAGCUCACUAUUUAGCCAUGCAAAGUUUCUAUUAGAAAUGACUCCUCCAACUGGGAAACCUAUYCUUUCUACUAAAGUGGAAACACUAUCACUUUAUGAAAGCCAAAGUGAAUCAUUUCGGUUGUUCUUUGUUGUGGUACAGAUUCUUUUAUUGGUUUUUAUAUUCUUCUACUUGAUGGCUGAAGUAGUCAAGUUAAUGCGUCUCAGAUGUGGGUACUUCAAAUCAUUUUGGAACUGGAUGGACCUUAUCCAAYUGCUYUCUGCCAUCACCGCAACGGUGUUGUUUUUCUUCAAGACAAAUUUUGUGUCUAGUUUUAUCCAAAAUAUUAAAGCCAAUCCAUACGAGACGACAAGUAUUGAUUACGUCUUACUGUGGUGUAACCUGGARYUGUACAUUAUAUCCAUUGUAAUUUUUGUUGUGACGAUAAAGUUUUUGCGGUUGCUGAGAUUUAACCGUCAUAUUUGUCAAAUGACMGCAUCGAUGAAGCAUUCGUUUGGUUGCAUCGCCACGUACACCUUGGUGUUCCUCAUCGAUAUGCUUUCCUUUGGGUUUCUUGGAAUCCUUGUGUUUGGUCCUUUUGUCAGAGAAUACUCCAAUCUUGUGGAAUCAUUGAGGUCGCUGUUUCAAUGCUUCCUUGGAGGCGAAACAGUAUUUGAUGAACUAGCAAUAGUCAAUCGAGUCCUUGGUCCGUUAUUCGUCAUAGUUUAUACGGUCAGCAUGACCUUCAUACUAGUCAAUAUGUUUAUCGCCAUUUUGAACGAUUCCUAUGAAAGUGUGAGGUCACUUUCGGGUGGAAAAUUUCCCGACUAUGAYCUCGGRAUYUUUAUGAAGAGUUAUUACAAAAGACAGUUUCGUCUCGCUCAUGACGCUAUCAAGCGUAAGUUAGGAGCGUUUGGUUACAGGACUAAAAAGUACAAACCCAACAACCGACCUCCAAGUGAAGAGAUUGGCAUUGAAAAACACAGCCAUCUUGUGCGAUAUGCUUUGCUGUCGUCACAAAGAUUACGUCAUGGAUKUGUCAAUCAUGGCUUUUUGCCUGAGUCUGCACUUUUAAUACAAGAAAAUAAURACAAACUUAAUUCGGAGAAAGAGACUGAACCCUUUAAUGAAUCACAGCUCGACUCCGAAGAACGGCUGCURAAAUCCGAAACACAGUCAGUAGAUUCUSAAGAGGUUACUUUAGAAACAGCAACUACUGCUUCAGUGGCCACRACAGGCUCWACACCUGAACUACUCGAUCUGAUAUCUGAUUUACCAGAAUCMCUCGUCGACGAUGACGAUACCAUUGAUAAUGUACGUGAAAAACUGUCCAAUGUCGGCGCUAUUCUUCGACUUUCAAAACGAUCCUAUAGACGAUUUUCUACUUCUGGGGACAAAUUUGUUGUCGAGAGAGAAUUCAAAAUUGGMAAACCUGUGGAACUGACGAUUACACCGAAAGUGACACGUAGACUCAACAUUGACUUUCAAUAGUUCGGCCUCGARGGUCAGAUCAGGCGUCAACAUUCUCGGUCAUUCUUWCUGACAUCACCUUCUUCAUAUUGAAUGAUCCAGUGAAUUUACUGUUAAAACAGGCAGCUCAUGCGAAGGCAAUACAWACGAAUUACUUGCUAGUUGGGGAGCAACACGAAUAGUGUUCACUGCAGAACUUGAUUKGAAAAUUUUGAAGAACUGUUUUCUAAACCUCCGAUUGACUGCGUUGUAUAUAAACGGAUUUAUAGCGCUGCUCAAACAACCUAAAUAUACCAUAAGCAUAUCCAGAGAGCGRGGAAGAUUGAUGUAUACAUCUACGUGGAUCAAAGUACACCCUGUGAGCCAACAAAGACCGAAACCAGUUACUAUUGCUACUAAAGACUUGGUGAUGUUGACUUCCUCGAUGCUCAAAGCACUAGAACCAGCAUUAAGAGAAGCUGAAUGUACUUGCACUCGUUUUUGAACUUUCCAAUAACAAAACCCUGUCAGGAGUARAGGUACAAAWCCUACAAAAACGUGUGUAAUGGCACCUGUUACUCGUUCGUUUGUGUAGUUGGUAAAKGCAGGGUAAUACAUGUAGCGUCCAGGAUAAAAAUAAAACACCACAGAGCUGUCUGAAGUGCAAAUCACAACACCUGCAAACGAUGUGACCCAAGUUGCCAAAAUCAUCAGUAACACAGGCUUAGGUUUAAACACCUUCUGAUAGAUUUGUGGCUUCACGACGCAAAAGAAUCGAUUGAGUGCGAUCAUKACUGUUGUCAGUAUGGAGCCAUAUACCAAAGUCAUACUGAAGCUUCCAAAAUACUGCCCUCCCUUGAAGCCGAUAACAUCGCGGCCACAAGCCGAUGCGGCCAUCAGAAAAGGCAUGAAUAUCGUAGACGCCAUAACAUCGGAAAUAGCAAGCGUUAUAAGAUAGUAGCUUGCGACUUUUUUACGAAGCUCUGGUGAUUKGUAAAAUACAUACAAAACGCUUGAAUUUCCUAGAAGUGCUACGAGAGCAAUGAUGAAAAGUAAACUAGUUUCGCCAAUGACUUGMGSAAACGAUCGAUUUGCCAACUCCUUCGCUAUUCUCUGGUUAUGUUCAAAGUUGUACAUGGUUUCAGGAUCGUAGGCUCGCUUAUG